Molecule: messenger RNA, 5448 nt
Organism: Calidris pugnax (ruff)
Lineage: Eukaryota; Metazoa; Chordata; Aves; Charadriiformes; Scolopacidae
Gene: GRIK3
Product: glutamate receptor, ionotropic, kainate 3
Exons: 15
Coding region: 1-2670 (889 amino acids)
Biological process (GO): modulation of chemical synaptic transmission; monoatomic ion transport; synaptic transmission, glutamatergic
Cellular component (GO): postsynaptic membrane; plasma membrane; kainate selective glutamate receptor complex
Molecular function (GO): transmitter-gated monoatomic ion channel activity involved in regulation of postsynaptic membrane potential; kainate selective glutamate receptor activity
Source: RefSeq, a predicted model, not a curated record
AUGCUGGUUUUGUCCUGUCUUGCAGGAGGAAUCUUUGAGUACGCAGAUGGCCCCAAUACCCAGGUUAUGAGUGCUGAGGAGCAAGCCUUCAGAUUUUCUGCCAAUAUUAUAAAUAGAAACAGAACUUUGUUGCCUAACACAACCCUAACCUACGACAUUCAGCGGAUACACUUCCACGACAGCUUUGAAGCAACUAAGAAAGCCUGUGACCAGCUCGCUCUGGGGGUCGUAGCAAUAUUUGGACCUUCCCAAGGCUCCUGUACCAACGCCGUCCAGUCUAUCUGCAACGCCCUGGAAGUCCCCCACAUCCAGCUUCGAUGGAAGCACCACCCUUUGGAUAACAAGGACACUUUCUAUGUCAACCUGUACCCCGACUACGCCUCCCUUAGCCAUGCCAUCCUGGACCUCGUGCAGUAUCUGAAGUGGAGGUCGGCCACCGUGGUUUACGACGACAGCACAGGGCUCAUUCGGCUGCAAGAGCUCAUCAUGGCCCCAUCGAGGUACAACAUCCGCCUGAAGAUCCGCCAGCUCCCGCUGGACACCGACGACGCGCGGCCACUGCUGAAGGAGAUGAAGCGGGGCAGGGAAUUCCGCAUCAUCUUCGACUGCAGCCACCUGAUGGCGGCUCAGAUCCUCAAGCAGGCCAUGGCAAUGGGAAUGAUGACAGAAUACUACCACUUCAUCUUCACCACUCUGGAUCUUUAUGCAUUAGACCUAGAACCAUAUCGCUACUCUGGGGUGAACCUGACCGGCUUCCGGAUCCUCAACGUGGAGAACCCGCACGUAUCCUCCAUCAUCGAGAAGUGGUCCAUGGAGCGGCUGCAGUCGGCGCCCAAGGCGGAGCUGGGGCUGCUGGACGGCGUGAUGAUGACAGACGCUGCCCUGCUGUACGACGCCGUGCACGUGGUCUCUGUCUGCUACCAGCGCGCCCCUCAGAUGACCGUCAACUCCCUGCAGUGCCACCGCCACAAAGCCUGGAGGUUUGGUGGCCGCUUCAUGAAUUUUAUAAAAGAGGCUCAAUGGGAAGGACUAACGGGACGAAUUGUCUUUAAUAAAACUAGCGGUUUACGGACAGAUUUUGACCUGGAUAUCAUCAGCCUCAAAGAAGAUGGUCUGGAAAAGGUGGGAGCGUGGAGCCCUUCCGACGGCUUGAACAUCACCGAAAUUUCCAAAGGACGAGGGCCUAACGUCACCGACUCGCUGAGCAACAGAUCUCUGAUUGUCACCACUCUCCUGGAAGAGCCCUUUGUCAUGUUCCGAAAGUCCGACACGGCCCUGUUUGGGAAUGACCGCUUUGAGGGCUACUGCAUCGACCUCCUGAAGGAGCUGGCCAUCAUCCUGGGCUUCACCUACGAGAUCCGGCUGGUGGAGGAUGGGAAAUACGGGGCACAGGACGAGAAGGGGCAGUGGAACGGCAUGAUCAAGGAGCUCAUCGACCACAAAGCUGAUCUGGCCGUUGCUCCUCUCACCAUCACCCACGUCCGGGAGAAAGCGAUAGACUUCUCCAAGCCCUUUAUGACGCUGGGGGUCAGCAUCUUGUACCGCAAACCCAACGGGACCAACCCCAGCGUGUUCUCCUUCCUCAACCCCCUGUCUCCGGACAUCUGGAUGUACAUCCUCCUGGCCUACCUGGGGGUCAGCUGCGUCCUCUUUGUCAUAGCCAGGUUCAGCCCGUACGAGUGGUACGAUGCUCAUCCCUGUAACCCCGGCUCCGACAUCGUGGAGAAUAACUUCACCCUGUUCAACAGCUUCUGGUUUGGGAUGGGAGCGCUGAUGCAGCAAGGCUCCGAGCUGAUGCCCAAAGCAUUGUCUACACGGAUCAUUGGUGGCAUAUGGUGGUUCUUCACCCUAAUUAUCAUCUCGUCCUACACGGCCAACCUUGCUGCUUUCCUGACGGUGGAGAGGAUGGAAUCCCCCAUCGACUCAGCAGAUGACUUGGCAAAGCAGACAAAAAUAGAGUACGGAGCAGUGAAGGAUGGAGCUACCAUGACCUUCUUCAAGAAAUCCAAAAUCUCCACGUUUGAAAAAAUGUGGGCUUUCAUGAGCAGCAAACCCACGGCACUUGUUAAAAACAACGAGGAAGGAAUCCAGCGAACGCUCACGGCCGACUACGCUCUGCUGAUGGAGUCAACCACCAUCGAAUACAUCACCCAGAGGAACUGCAACCUCACGCAGAUCGGGGGACUCAUCGACUCCAAAGGCUACGGGAUCGGCACUCCCAUGGGGUCCCCGUACAGGGACAAGAUCACCAUCGCCAUCCUCCAGCUCCAGGAGGAGGACAAGCUCCACGUGAUGAAGGAGAAGUGGUGGCGAGGGAACGGCUGCCCCGAGGAUGAGAACAAAGAGGCCAGUGCCCUGGGCAUCCAAAACAUCGGUGGGAUUUUCAUCGUGUUGGCAGCAGGCUUGGUGCUGUCCGUCUUCGUGGCCAUGGUGGAGUUCAUCUACAAGCUGCGCAAAACGGCGGAGCGCGAGCAGCGCUCCUUCUGCAGCGCCGUGGCCGACGAGAUCCGGCUGUCCCUCACCUGCCAGCGCCGGGUGAAGCACAAGCCCCAGCCACCCGUCAUGGUGAAGACGGACGCCGUGAUCAACAUGCACACCUUCAACGACCGACGGCUGCCGGGGAAGGACAACAUGAGCUGCAACACCGGGCUGACACCCGUGUUUCCCUAGGGAACGGGAACGGGGGGGGGCGGGAGGGAAGGAACUGCAGCAGACGAGGCUGGAUGCACUCUUAACUAGGGAAGAAAGGAUUAAAAAACAAGAAAAAAAAAUAGAAAAAAAAAAAAAAAAAGCCUGGUUUGGUUCAUUUCAAGAACAAGGCCUUUACAACACAGCUGCAUCCAUCACCGGCACGGAAGCAAGAACUUCAAAGCACGGACUGUAACAUGGGUCUUGGGGCUUUUCUGUUUUGUUUUUGUUAUUUUUCGUUCCCUUUUUUUUUUUUUUAACACUUAGAUCCUACAGGCCUCAUGGAGUCCAAACACACCACCAUCCAGGAGUCUGAUGUUUACAUACUGACAACACACGGAGGCGAAACAGAAUUGAGCCAAACCGACCCCCGGCGGGUACGGAGGAGCCCCCACACGAGGCUCCUCCAUCAUGGCAAUAAAUGGAACAGUCUGAGGUGCAGCCGAGCGUCUGUCCCACCGACACACACAGCACAGCUCCCACACCGUGUCCGGGAAGGGAGAGGCAUCUGGGAAGCACCACGAUGGUCAAAGCUGCGCCUUCUCUCAAAGCAUCUCACAGCAGCCCCUUCACCUCGGGCUGUGCUGGCCGUGGCCACCCACAGCUAGAGGUCCCUGAGGGUGAGGAGGGAGAAGACCACGCACAUCUUCACCAGGAGGUCCAGGAGAGCUGGCUGCGAAGGGGCGAGUUGGCCUGAAGGGAGUCGAGCUCCUGGCCAGGGAUGGGACAGUGUGUGGGAGCUACUGCCGCCUCCGGGUGACACCUCCACCAAGUCCAGCCUGAGGGUGACACCACCAUCUCCAGGUCUCAGCUCCUUCACUCUUCCCACAAAACUCCAUCUCUCCUGCAAAGAUGCACGGGAAGCACCCAAUCCCACGGGAAAUGGCCGAUCCCACAGGCAGCAAACAGGAACAGAGCCGUUUCCUAGAGCCAAACGGUACCAAUUUCCCUGAAAUUCAGCUCCGCUGCGGCCACGCUCAGCCCAGGAGAGGACCCUGUGUCUGGUCCAACGCUCUCCACGGCGUCAGAGACCCCACAGACAAAGUCUGAGCCGGCAGGGCCAGGGCUGGCCCGGGACAAGCAGCGCCGUGUGAGCCAAGCCUGACCCCCCCUCUCUGCCCGGUGAACCCCAGCAUCUCCACCUGAUUCAAGCAAACACAGACUAAAUGUAGUGUUUUUAAGAAAUCUUCCAUGAACUGUGUUCUUAUUUUCAGGUUGCUUAACCCACAAGCCUGGUCCUGCAGAUGAAUUUAGCCAGAAUUACCAAAGACCCCUCUGCUGACCUAAAGUAACACCCAAGCAACAUCACCCAGCUCCAUCCCUCCAGGGGAAGCGCCGGGGGGGGGCAGUGGGACACUCUGCUGAUUAAUUUGCAAAAUGAAACACACAGAAACAGCUCUGCCCAUUGGAACCCAGAACACCAUGAGGAGAGUGUUGCAAAGGUGCUUAAAAGCUGUGAUUUAAACACUGUCAUUGAAGGAAAGAGCAACCUCCUCCCCUCGCAGACGUGAGGGUGACGGUGACCUGCUGCAGACCGCGCUCUGCUGGAAACCCCUCCGGCACCCACCCCCAAAUCCCGCUCCGGAGGGAGGGCAGGGAUGGAGCAGCCCGUGCUGGAGCUCUGCACCCCCAAACCCCCUCCGUGUCCUGAGCACAGCGAGGUCCCACAUCCCCCAAGGAACCAGCAGCAGAACUGACCCCGAUUGCCCUCCCCACGCUGCAAGGCCUUUCUGGAGAGUUUGUCCUCGCCCAAAGGAACAAACCUGUUUGUAGCUGAUUUCAGCUUUUUUUUCCCCACCUGUUUCUGUCCCAGGCUCAGUUAGGAAGGCUGUCUGUAGAGCUCAUCACAAUUAGCAAAUUAGCUCAAGGGGAGAGAGCUGUUCCCCCCUCCCACCACAGAACAGAAUUUGUCCUUAUUUUGUUUUUUUCCAUGAUGUAAAGAACCAUCACAGUGACCCAAAGCAAAAAAAAAAAAAAUAGGUAAUUUGUCAUAUAUUGACUCAAGUGAAGAUAUGCAAAGAAUUUACGUUAAUUUUCACCUUUUCAUAGACACCAUGAAAAAUUUGAGGUGAAAGCUGCCAACUCAACAGGCAUCAUAUUCUUAACAGUUUGCUGCUCAAACACCUACAGCAGAGCAUAGAUGGGAAGUUAUGGGUCUGCUUCCCAAAGCUGCUGACAUCCUGCAGCUCUCUGCAAACCCGUAGGCGUCUCAGAGUAGUGGAUUUUGUUUUCCUUGCUGAUUUUUAAGCUCUUAGAAAAAGCUUUUUACAAUUAAGGCAGAGAUAAAAACAAAGCCUGAAACUGGCUUUAAACAUCCAGAGAGUAAAAUACCACAGAAAAUAGCAUUCAUUUUUCUUCUUGACAGAUUUCUAGAAAACAAAUAAAUAAAUAUUACUAAUACCAUAACCCCCAUUUAUUUAUCUUUGACACCGCUUUGAUUUUACUCACAAACACCCCAGAGUGACAGGGGAGUGUCCAGAAGGAGGGUGCUCUCUGCCAGCCCCACCGAACCUGCAGACAGAGCCCUCCCUGCCCUCCCCACGUCCCCAGAAACCAGCCCUGAGACAGCAGCGACCUCCGUGCACCUACACCACGGCCCGUGUUUGGUUCCCAACUGUUAAAACUUUUGAGGUGUAAGAGCAAGGAAGUGUUUCUGCACCGCUCAAACCGAGGCAGGGGCUGGGGGAGCCACUGUCUCCCUGCUCCCCACCAGCAUCCUGCUUCCAUCAACUGGGGGUCCCAGCCCCCAGCCCUCUCCCU